This is a messenger RNA of Ciona intestinalis (vase tunicate), 885 nucleotides long. RefSeq names its product ubiquitin carboxyl-terminal hydrolase isozyme L3-like. Gene Ontology annotation, cellular component: cytoplasm. Lineage: Eukaryota; Metazoa; Chordata; Ascidiacea; Phlebobranchia; Cionidae. The record is from RefSeq and is a predicted model, not a curated record. Gene Ontology annotation, molecular function: cysteine-type deubiquitinase activity. Gene Ontology annotation, biological process: ubiquitin-dependent protein catabolic process; protein deubiquitination.
AUAUUUUAUUUUUAUAAGUUUAUAACAUUUCUAUGACCAGCCACAUGUUGGACAUAGAUAUCUUAAAUGACGUCAUAUUUCCCAUGCAUGUUUAGUUCUCGACAGCUUGUGUGUUUAGAUCAGUAGAUAUCAUGGCUGGACCUCCAGUAAGAUGGAUGCCGCUGGAAUCAAACCCAGAGGUUAUGAAUAAAUAUAUUUCGUUACUUGGCGUUCCAACCUCAUGGCAAUUUACCGACGUGUUUGGUUUGGAUCCGGAGUUACUAUGUAUGAUUCCCCAGCCAUGUUGCGCCCUCAUACUACUUUUCCCGAUCACUCAAGAUUAUUAUGAAGCAUUCAAAGACGAACCAAAGCAAGAAGUUAGUGAGAAACUUUUCUUUAUGAAGCAAACCAUAAGAAACGCAUGCGGUACCAUUGGUGUGAUACACGCGGUAGCAAACGCACGCGAGAAGAUUGGGAUCGAUGAAACUUCGGUGAUUGGGAAGUUUUUGGCGGAUUGUGGGAAAUUGGAUUCCAGUGAUAAAGGAAAACGACUGGAAACCGACGUUUCGAUUCAAAAUCUUCAUAAACAAUGUGCAAGCGAAGGUCAAACCGCUGCGUUGGCCGCGGAAUCUAAAGUGGAUUUGCAUUUUGUUGCUUUGGUUCAGGUUGAUGGUUGUUUGUAUGAGUUUGAUGGAUGUAAACCGACACCUGUCAAUCACGGAAGUUCAUCUGAGGAAACUUUCGUCAUGGAUGCGGCACGUGUUUGUCGGGAAUUUAUGGCAAAGAAUAAAAAUGAACUUCGUUUUACCAUUGUUGCGUUGAGUAAACUCGUAUAAAUAUUAAUAUAUUCCUCUAAUUUGUGUAAAUUAUGUUUUAGGUUUAGUUAAAUAAAGUUGAUAGUUACAA